Molecule: messenger RNA, 582 nt
Organism: Fusarium redolens
Lineage: Eukaryota; Fungi; Ascomycota; Sordariomycetes; Hypocreales; Nectriaceae
Exons: 1
Coding region: 1-582 (193 amino acids)
Source: RefSeq, a predicted model, not a curated record
AUGACGCAACAAUCCGAGAACCAUGCUUGCAACUUUCAUGAAGAAGACUCUUCAUGCAAGGGAAUGACAGCGAACUUGGCUCUUUUUCACCGAGACGCGAUGAGGCGUUCUGAUACGUAUCAUAGGAUGAUACAUACAGUUCUUGCGUUCGGGCAUAUUGAUGUUUAUGUCCGCAAGCAUCUCGAACACCAUUCGGCGAGAGUGAUUUGGACCCUCGAUCCGAGGUUCGACACGCAUCUCACGAGAAUAGAGAUAUCUCGCAGCGCUAUCGAGGCCCAGGCUUGCAUGGCCCCCCAAACUCAACGUUUAAAGGUCAUCGAAAUAUUAGCCAUCAGUUACCUUAUUCACAGCGUUCGCAAAGCCUUGCGAUUCGAUACACAGGAGAACCCACUUAAGGCUGCAGGAAACCAUCAACCAGAAGACGACAGACUCUUCAUAGUGAGAGAUGAAUUUGUGUUGCAGGAGGAGCGAGAUAGCACCACACUCUCAUACCCUGAUGGAGAGGAUGUAUUGGGAAGCUCGUCUGCAGACACGAUUGGCCGCAUCUGUGGAGAGAUUCGAGAGCACCGUAUAUUCUUAUGA